AUGAGCUCGUCCCAAGGCGCCUCAAACCCGUCGCCGUACGGCUACAAUGCUUCGCGCAGAGGUUCGCACGGGGGUGCGAGCCCCCCAAACCCUUACGCUGGUAAAGCCCCGCGACGAGUUCCUGCCCAAAGCUUGCUUUGACUGAAUAUCAUAGCUCCAUCACACGAACCCCCUCCUCCGCCGCCCUCGUUUGCGCGGCAUAUGCCGCCUCCAUCAUCGCCGCAGCAGCAACAACAUAAUCAUGCAUCGCAGGCGCAACGAGCGCCUUAUUCGAUAUUUGCAGGGAGUCGCGACCUCCCCGCGCUAGGACAAGCGCACCGCCCUGGGAGCAGCAUGUCCAUCUCAUCCCUUAUCGGCCGCGGUGACACAGGUGCACCCCAUCAAACGUCGCAGUCACAGUUGUCACCUCCCACGAACGCGCAGUCAAACAAUCACAGCAUGCAGCCACCCUCACCCAGACGUGGGCUUCCACCAGCUUCACGACCGGACUACCAACCCUUUCGACGCCAGCCAUCGCCCGACAGACAUAUGUAUAGCAACAAUACGUCAAGGGCGCCCGAAGGUCACUCUUACACAUCCGCGUCGCCAACACGGUCGUACAGCAACCACGGCUCACCAGAGCAGAGUCGUCUCUCGCUGCCUCAGACGGCCCAACCAUACAAACCCAUGGUCUUCCAGGGUCAACGUCCCUAUGCGUCCUCCCCAAACGAUGCACACGCGCGAGAUCCUCGACAACCACCUGUGAACGUGCCUCCCCGGCCGAAUAGUCAACCAAGCGUUCCCCCUGGCCCAUCUGAACAAGAGGGGAGGAGCGUGUAUGAUGCUUUGGGACGACGUACCGUCUAUGGCCCACCAGAGGAAAGGCGACGGACGCUUGGGGAGUCACAUCAUGCGAGGCCCAAUGCUGCGGAGCUACUUGGGGCCGCGCUUCAAUCUUCGUCAGACAGAGACAGGCCAUCCACCGUCCAACCCGUUUCCCAGUCUGCCUUCAGCCCUCCCCGCGACCAUCGUGGCGUGAUUGGAUCUAAUCCGCCUGCGCGCAGCUCCUGGCGGCAGGCCAUUCCCGAAGAUGCGCCCCGUGAAAGUACCGAAAGCCGAAGGGAGGAACCACCCGCACUGUAUCGCGGUUACGGAGGCUACUCUGCGCCACCGCAAGGGCCUGCUCCAUAUGGAGGUCAUCGUCCGGAAGAUAUGGUUCGGGGACGGAGCUUGGACCACUUAAGCCAUCGCGUGGUUGAACAAUACCAUGCUCCUCCAACCUCAGAUCCGCAUUCUAAUGAUAGGCAAAAGUCGGAACAACUCUCUCGGUCUUUGUCGUCCGGCGGAAGCGCAUACGCCGGCCGAUCUCUCUACGAUCAGCCGCGCAGGACGGGUGAAGAGAUGCAGCACACCAAAUCUUUGCUAGGCUUCGGUCCUGACGCUAACCGUAGAACAGGAAGAGCAUCGCCUCUUCCACAGGCUGUUCAGGGUGCACAAGCACAGCCUUUGUCUAUUGGGAAGGACCCACAUGUCAAGAGCGAGUUCGGGCGAAUGUUUUCUGGCCUGGGAAGCGGACUAGGGACCUCAACACCCUCAAGAGGUAGCCCAAUGCCCCAAACUGCCCAAGAGUCGCUUCCACCAGGUGCAGAACUCAACGACCAUCUUAGGCUGCAAAGAGUCAGCUCCCAGAACGGCAGGAAACCAAAGAGGGUUAAGGAUGAGGAAAGCGUGUUUGACAGCGAAAGCAUUGAUGGAAGAGGGACACCCUCUGGUACGCGUGGCGCGAAACGCAACAAGCAUGUGCACCCGAGCCAUCAUCACCAUCAUCAUAUACAUGCCCAUCAUCAUCAUCACCACCACCCCAAGCCUGACGAAGAAAUACCUCCAUCGGCAUCAUCGACUCCCUUUGGCGGCAGACAGGCCAGCCUUCCUCAGAACGGCGCCACGCAAGGUCCCCACCACCACCAUCAUUACCAUGGAGCGCCGCAUCACCAUCACCAUGCUCCACGACCGACCCAAGCGGCGUUUCCAUCCCCUAAGAUCCCUCCAAAAAUUCACGACAUGCAAGCUGUUCUGGACGAAGCUGCAAAGUAUCCGCGCAGACACCUUGGAUCACAUCUGUACGAGGCGACGACUGAACUGCCUAAACCGAAUUCAUGCUUAGAUGAUCAGUUCGGGUACGCUUCAAAACCAAAACACCUCCCUCGGUUCGAAAUCAAUCCAAUCAACUGCACCUUUACCAUCCGGGUGCCUAGGUUCCACCUGAAGCCGCGCCAAAGACAGCAAAUCAUUCUACAGCGCCAUCUGUGGGGCGCACGUAUCUAUCGUGACGAUUCAGAUCCCAUUGCCGCUGCGAUGCAUUCCGGCUGGAUAAGGGGGGAAUGGGAUGAUACCGUCGACAUGCAUCUGCUUGACCCUCGAAUCACGGCGCCGAACGAGCCUAGCGAUGCGGAAGACACGCUGGCCAACCCCCCCGCCGCUCCAGUGACUCCGCCAGUUGAUAUGGACUUGCAGAUCGAAAUACUGAUACUUCCUCGGCUCCAGGAGUAUGCGGGCACGGUCGAGUAUGGUAUCUCGAGCCGGAAGAGCAAGACACACGACGGGCUGAGCUUCCUGAUACACAAAAUCCGCUGGGUCGAGGACGGCAGUCGUGGGCAAGAGCGAACCGCGGCGGCGCUCAAGCAAAGGCUGGAUGCAAGCGCUACUCUCCUCUCCUUGAAGAGUGGCGGGGAGGAUCCGUUCAGAGCGGUCAAUGGGACGGCGAAGUUGCACGCUUGAAUUCGACUGACAUUUGCCGGGGAUUCCUACAUGUUGCUGCAGGCAUAGGUCGUCUUUUUCCCUUGGAUAGUUAUUUGCUCCAAUGUGGCACGGCGACGU
Messenger RNA from Trematosphaeria pertusa, 2856 nucleotides. Its product is annotated as Rxt3-domain-containing protein. The record is from RefSeq and is a predicted model, not a curated record. The transcript is spliced from 2 exons. The coding region runs from base 202 to 2757 and encodes 851 amino acids. NCBI's taxonomy places the organism in Eukaryota, Fungi, Ascomycota, Dothideomycetes, Pleosporales, Trematosphaeriaceae.